Messenger RNA from Bipolaris sorokiniana ND90Pr, 1584 nucleotides. RefSeq lists its product as uncharacterized. The coding region runs from base 88 to 1584 and encodes 498 amino acids. The transcript has 4 exons. Lineage: Eukaryota; Fungi; Ascomycota; Dothideomycetes; Pleosporales; Pleosporaceae. The record is from RefSeq and is a predicted model, not a curated record.
UUUUUUUUGCCUCUUCUUAACGAGUCAUUUGGUCCGAUAUCUGGGGUAAACAGCCCAAAGAUAUUGAUAACACAUUCCGGAGACGAAAUGGGUAUUGCUAAUCCCUCGGUUGAUCCGGCAAAUGUUGUACAGUCGCUCGUAUACAUUCUCUCUGGAGUGUUUGAUGCUACUAGGGAUUUAUAUCGCAGCUUGUCGUUGAAGGAGCAGAGGGAAUAUGAACAGAGCCUCAGGAGCUACUCGAGAAGAGCUGAAUAUGUCUCGGAUGAGAGGUUGGGCAGCGAGGAAGCCGUCAUGACGGACAAGGCGACAAUGGUCCGGCAGUUUGAGAUUGGAUAUCACGCAAUGGGCACCGAGUUCGCUAUGGGUGAUGUGACUGCGCAGACGGAGCUCCAAUGGCAGAUCAUUGCCCUGCAGAGCGUACUGGUGAGCACUGCCAUAUAUGGACCUGUGUCAUCAGACUCGGCGGCUCAUCAAUUAUCGAAUAUCAACGCGGCUUCGAGAGCAGCAGCAGCGAGAUCGAUUGAAGUGUUGGUCGCACUGCAGGACCGGCUGAUAGAUGAGCGCCCCGUUACACCGCGGUCGAUGCAUUCAGUUACUACGACUCGUUCAAGCCCGCAUCAUGCGCCUUCACAUGUGGCUUCUCAUGUAACGUCUCAUUCGACCAGCCAUGCGCCGUCACACGUAGCUUCUCACCACAGCUCUUAUGCGCCGUCCGCACCGUCUAAAGCACCUUCUCAUGCGCCAUCUAAAGUACCCUCCCAGGCACCAUCCAAGGUACCGUCGAGAGCUCCAUCAAAAGCACCAUCCAAGGCACCUUCGCACGUAGCAUCUCAAGCACCAUCGCGGGUCCUAGUACUUCCUCAGCCACCUAUCGGUCCCAAUUCAACAACCACCGUAACUGUAAAGCACGAUGAACCUGUACAUGUGCGAACCAACAGCCCAAUCAACACAACAAUCCUCGACUGGCAAAGCAAAGUUGAGCCCGAGCCCUCCAUCACCGAAAGUGCCUCAACUACCGUGCCAUCCCACCCGGGCCACCUAUACUGCCAAUACGCCUACGACCUCCAGCGCGACCCCACGCAGCCCCUGCACCCCACGCUCCUCACCACCAAAGACGCGCGCUGCCCCCACUGCGCGGGAUCCCUGCAUCUCUCCCCGGGAAAAGCCUGGGAAAUCUCCAAAUGGGCCGGCGACACCGAACGCACCUUCCAAGUCUCAAACCGCUUCGUUGUCAAAUGCCACCGCGACGGGCCAGACGCUCAGUACUGCUGCGUUAUUUGCUCCAAGUAUUCGGAUUCUGAUACUAUCUGUGGCGAUGUUAAGGCGCUGGUUAAACAUCUUUCCGAUGAGCACGAUGUUAGGGAGUUGAAGCAUGAAGAGGAUAUUGUGGAGGUUAUUGAGCAGGUUAUGGUGAUGGGGAAGAGGGAUAGUGGGGUUGGGUAUAGUGGCGGGGGUACGGCGUCGAGGGGGAGUCGGAGUAGACGGAGUGCGAGUGUGGUGUCUGGGAAGGGGAGGAGGAGGAAGAGUUUGGGGAUGGUAGAGAGGGAGGUUGAUGUCUUUGAGGUGAGGAGUGGGCGGAGGUAA